AUGGAGUAUAAAGUAAAAUGCAAAGGGGGCACAGAAUACUACUGUAACACGUGUAAGCAUGACCUGUGUCUACAUUGUAAGGAGAGACAUGUUAUUGAUUUACACACCAAACAUCAUGAUGUUGUAAUUAACCGUGAAAAAUAUGAAGAUAGACUAAGACUAACACCCUGUGUGAGACAUCCAACAGAAUUCAUUGAAAAAUGGUGUUACUCCUGUAGUCUUCCUAUCUGUGUGCAAUGCACAAGGAAUAGUGUUUCUGUUGGUGUCCAAAGUAGUACAGAAAGAAACCUAUGUGAAGAAAACAGCGAACACAACUUAUGGAAUAUUGAUAUAGCAUAUGUGAUAAGCCGAAAACUAAAUAGAAAAACCAACCAUAACAUCAGAAGUGAGACUCUCUAUAACAGUUUUUUUCUCCUGGCAGAUAUCAAAUCUGAUAUGAAAACUUUUCACAAAGAAAUCUUCUACCGUCAAUCAGAGAUGUCAUCAAAAGCCCAGAGGCUAAAGGACCUCAUUGACACAGUGAUAUGUGAUGUUAAAAACAAACAACAAAAGAAACAAAUGAUCAAACAACUUACCAGCAUAGAGAAGUAUGAACACAUAUCUCAACAGUCUUUAAACAGACAGGUAAAAUUUCUCUUUUUCCUAAAGAAAACCAGCGUUCCCAAGGUUGACAUUACAUCUUAUUGUAUUCAACAUGCCCACAGUAAGGACAUCAACAUGGAGUAUAUGGUUAAGCUUCUGAGUGAAAUUCAAAUCAUAGAAACGGGAAAAAGACAAGUACAAAAUGAAGGUCUGUCCACAUCCGUGCUGCACAUUACUUUUUUAGUGAGAGGUGUUAGUGCGAUAAGACACAUUUCCUGUGUGACAUCAGAUCGGAUCUGGAUAUGUGGUAUGUUUCGUCUCAUCCUGACAAACCUAAAAGGGAAGACACUAAAUUUUCUGACAAAUAAAACUCCUGAUUGUCACCGUUGGAGUUAUGGAAUACACACGGUGGACAUUAUAUCUGACUUAAUCUAUAUAGACACGGAUGGUGACAUUAACAAACUAUCUAAAGAUACCAAAGAACGAUUUACACUUAUUAAGAAAACAGAAUCAUGGAAGCCAUGCAGUGUCUUCAGCUCCCCUCUCACUGGAGAUCUGCUUGUCGGAAUGUUGAAUACUGAUACAGAUACAGGUAAGCUGAACCGUUACAAUAACGCUGGACAAUACAUAGAGACAAUUCAACACGGUAAUAAAGGUCAGGAACUGUAUGGUCGACCUAUCUACAUCACAGAGAACCGCAAUUGGGAUGUUGUUGUUUCUGAUUUUAACCGCGGUUUAGUGGUAACAAACUGUGGAGGAAGAUAUCGCUUCUCCUACACAGGACCUCCAACAGGAUCAAUACUGAAACCACGAGGAGUCUGUACAGACGCGUUAUUACACAUCCUGGUGUGUGAUGAAAGCACGGACACAGUACAGAUGAUUGAUAAGGACGGCUGCUUCCUGUCAUUGAUACAGAUAGAACAGCAAGAGAUACACAGACCACGAACCCUGAGUUAUGAUAACAAAAAUCACCUUCUCUUCGUUGGAUCCUAUGACGACAACAAAGUGUGUGCAUACAAAUACGUGUAUCUAAAAAGACAAGACUUUGUACCAGGUGAUUGUAAUAGGUUAUAA
This is a messenger RNA of Saccostrea echinata, 1656 nucleotides long. RefSeq lists its product as uncharacterized. Gene Ontology annotation, molecular function: ubiquitin protein ligase activity; translation repressor activity. Gene Ontology annotation, biological process: negative regulation of translation; protein polyubiquitination; proteasome-mediated ubiquitin-dependent protein catabolic process. The record is from RefSeq and is a predicted model, not a curated record. NCBI's taxonomy places the organism in Eukaryota, Metazoa, Mollusca, Bivalvia, Ostreida, Ostreidae. The transcript has a single exon. Bases 1 to 1656 code for a protein of 551 amino acids.